Molecule: messenger RNA, 6848 nt
Organism: Brienomyrus brachyistius
Lineage: Eukaryota; Metazoa; Chordata; Actinopteri; Osteoglossiformes; Mormyridae
Gene: kntc1
Product: kinetochore associated 1
Biological process (GO): mitotic spindle assembly checkpoint signaling; mitotic sister chromatid segregation; protein localization to kinetochore involved in kinetochore assembly
Cellular component (GO): RZZ complex; kinetochore microtubule; cytoplasm
Molecular function (GO): small GTPase binding
Source: RefSeq, a predicted model, not a curated record
GGUUACACCCGGAAGCACUAUCACUGCGCUCUGGCGCCAAAUUUUAAGUACCGCAGCACAAAUGUCCAUAUUUUGAUACCCCAUAGCCGAGAUGUGGAACGAUGUGGAAUUGCUGACCAGCGACGACACUGGGACGGUGCGCCUGGCCGUCGACCCGAGCCGGGAAUGCGGCAGCGCCCUGUACCAAGUCGACACGCUCGUUAAGCUUUCCUGCGCAGAAAGAAUUUCGCACCGACCAGCGCUGUAUGCCUGCACCAGUUCUGACUGCACCGUGGUGGUGGUCGAAACCACAGUGGUCCUCUUUGACCAGAGUUUACAGUCUGUUUUGCUGCACUUCAACUUCGACACUGAUGUGGAUGCGGUGGGCGUUUGCCCGGCGGGGCAGUUCCUGCUCGUUGGGGAAAGGAGUGGAAAACUUCAUCUUAUAUAUGUACCACAGAAAAGGACCGUGUUUACUAAAGCUGUUCUUCAGAAAGAACCUUCAGAAAAAGAGAAGACGUACAGAAACCUUAUCAUGAAGGAAGAUGCCGUUACUUCAGGGUCAUACCACUUCUUCCUCAUUGUAUCGGAUGGAUUCUUUCAUGUCUCCAAUCUUGAACUGGAAAACAUUGAAAGAGCAAUUGACACAAUGGACUUUGGAUUAUUAAAAAAGUGUCAGUCACUUAUAAAGACUGAGUUUUCCAGCACAAAGGAGAUCCACAGCAGAGGAUGCUUUGCAGCUGUGACCUGUGAUGUUGCCAACCAAAUCACACUUGGGGGAAGUGGGGAAAAGGUGCUAUCCCAGUGGAAGAUGGAUCCUGUUCGGCACACAAUGGCUGUCUGCCAUAUCAUGGACUCCAGUUUAGUGCCAGGUGUGAGGAAGCUUCAGGUGCUGGACAAUCUGAUGUAUGUUCUUGAUGAGGAGAACAUUCUGAGCACCUGGGAUGUGAAUUUCCUUGUGAUGGUGUGGUGUUGGCCAGAGACCCCCUUUUUUGACUUCCUGGUCACAGCUGAGGGAGAAUCGUCAUCCUCGUCCAUGCAAGACGGCACCAAUGUGAAACUCAUCGCUUUGACCAUGCCCAACAGUAAUUUGAUGAAGAGCCUGUUGGUGUAUUCUCUGCCAUCAAUGGUGGUCCUGUAUUCCCUGGAGGUCUCUGGGACUUCAGCCCUAGUCCAAAUGGGCAUCAGCAUGGAAAUGAUUUAUUUGCUGGAAGGAAUUUCUGAGAACUUAAAAAGUUUUGAGGAUACUGUGUCGACGAUUGUGGUGAGGCGUUUCACUGAGGCCUUGCCUGAAAACAGACUGAGCCGUCUUCUCCACAAGCAUAAAUUUGAAGAGGCAGAGAAUUUUGCCAUCCAGUUUGGACUUGAUGUUGAGCUGGUAUAUAAAGUAAAGCUGGAUUUUGUACUGGAGAAGUUGGCAUCUGCAUCUGUCGGGGGCUAUGGGCAGGAAGAGUGUUCAGAGCUAGUGGAGGAGGCCAAGACCAACCUGAGGAAGAUCAUGGAUGAGCAGUUUGUUGUUCAGUACUGCAUGAAAGCCCCAUGGCCCAGCUUCAGCACGGCGGAGGAGAUGCUGAACCAUGCUGCUUCCCGCUACCCCUCUUCCCUGAUCCAGGAGGCCCUCUUCAAGCUCGCCACCUACUGCGGCCUCAACGGGCCAGACAACUUCAAUGGCAUCGCUUGGAUCGAGUUCCUGAACAGCGAUGAUCACAUGACAGAUGUUCUGUGGCACUUGAGGGAGGGGGACCUUAGGGGGGCCCAGCAUCUGUGGCUUCGGCACGAGCCAGCGUUUACAGGGAAGUUUGAUGAGUGUGUCCUGGACUCUCUGCUCUCAUCCAUACCUGAGAACAUCCCCUCCCGGGACCUCUGCCCAUGGUUUAGAAGUGUCAUCGUUCCCUUCGUGAGAAGAACUCUGCCCAGAGGACAGAAGAAUCUUGCCAGAUGGUUGGAGCAAAGAGCGAGGAAUUUAGAGCUGAUGGAAAAGAAUGACUGGCCCCAGAAUGGACUGGAGUUGUCCCAGCUGGGCCUCUCUUCCUCUUGGCUCUGGGUACCGCUGGAGGAUGACUGUGGUCUGGAGGAAGUGGAGCACCUGAAGUCUCUCGUGUCCAGCCUCCGCCAGCUGCUGGACCUCUUCAGGAAAUACAACUGCAGGCUGCCUCUGUCUGACUUCGAGAAGGGCAACACGAGAAGCAUCGCUUUCCUGAUGCUGGACAAGGUCCUGGCCCCGGAGCUGAUCCCAGCCGUAAUAGAGAGCAGCGUUGGGCCCUAUGCCCAGGAGCACCACACCUGCUUGGAUGAGCUCCUGUUGCACUACAUCCAGGACAUGCUGGAACGAUGUAGCUCACACUCCACGUCACUGUUCACGGAGUGGGAGGCCAAGGUCAUGGCUGUGUUGAGCUGCAUGAAGGACUCUGACCUGGUGGUGGACGCUGUCCUGGAAGUCAUGUACAAGGCCGUCGUGCCCUGGAGUGAGGAGGUGGAGUCGCUUGUCCAGCAGCACCUGGGAAAGGAGCAUCCUAAGCAGGAGCUUCUGAAGGAGACCUAUCAGCUAAUGGAGAUGAAGAAGCUGCUCAGGGGCUACGGCAUCCGCAACUUCAAUCCAUCCAGCAACUGUCAAGUCAUGAUGCUGGUAAGGCGUAUCCUGAAACAGGACUUGCCCUCAUCGCUGGAAGAUGCCCUCAAGGUGGCGCAAGUGUAUAAGCUGUCAAACUCCCAGAUCUACUUCCUGUAUUUCAUCCAGCUGAUAAGCCAGGCCAAGCGGGAGGCGUGUGUGCUGCUCCUGAAAGGACUGCCCCCCAUGGAGGCCGAGUGCGUCAUCGAGAGGCUCACCACCUGGGCACGGCUGGAGCUGCAGGACAAGGAGUUUGUGUCUGAGGAGCACAAGAAAUGGCACAUAAAUGUGGCCCAGGUCAUGUUGGAGACACUGAAGUUCUUACGGCAGAUUCGACAAGAUGAUGCCUUUAAAAGACUGGUGUGUGAGAAUGACCUGAAGAUGUUUGAGGCCAUUGCCAACCUGCAGGAGGACUUUGACAUCUUCCUGUCGCCGGAGGACUAUGUAGACAAGGCCCUGCGGUUGCAGUUCCAGGAGCAGCACAUCACAGCCUAUGAGAACACCCAUGCCCAGGGGCGGUACCCAAAGGGAACCACGCCAUUGGUGGCCAACGAUCCCGACGGCAAGACCAGGACCCUCUCCACAGAGGCUGGGCUGCGCCGGUUGGCCAGGCAGCUGCAGCGAUCGGAGCCGGAGCUGUGGGCUGACCUCGCACUGAGAGCUUUGGGGGUGGGAAAGGUGGACAAGGCCCUGAAGAUCUGCGGGGAACUGUAUCACCAUCACUCCAACGCCAGCACGGGCAGGGUGCUCUUCAGUGCUGCCCAGAAGCUCUGCCACAUGCUGGAAGAGAACGUACCCAUGGUCAUUCCGGAGGGCCUUAACCUUCCCGCUGCCAUCCACACCCUGGCCUGUCAGGCCAUCACGGUGUGCCACCCAGAUCUGCUUCUGGACUGCAUGGAGCUGUGUAAGAGCACGCGGGCAGCCAUUGACGUCUACCAGCAGUGCCAGAUCGAUGACUACGGAUUCACUGCCAAGGACUCGUGUCCAGAUUCGGACUGUGACCCAUACAUAGAGUGGAGCUUCCAGCAUUUCUUCAACGAGGACGGCAUUGUUCUGGACCCCGUGACAGUUCUUCCAGUCCAGUACGAGAUCACCAACAGCCUUCUUCCUCUGGCCUCAGACUCAAAACUGUACCCUCUGGACUGUUCCUGUCUGUCCAAUUUGCCUUACCAAGAAGACAUGAACUUCCUGGCACCCCUGCUGGGCCCGGUGGCCGUGAUGCUGCAGAAUCUGCAGGAGUGCAGCCAGCUGCAGCUGGCGCUGCGCCUGCUCACCAAUUCCUUUGGCAGCUGCCUCCAGCACAUCGCUACCAACAACAUGGACCUGGGCCUCAGUUCUCAACUGCACAGCCACCAGCAGCUGCUGAGAGACAGGAAGUGCUUAGCCGAAUUCGGGAAAAGCACCCUGGCUUCCAUCAAGACCAUUGCAGUUGCUCUUCUGCACAAGGUGCUUAACUGGAGAGUAGUGGACUGCAGUCUGGCUAUCGGCUACUGUACGCUGCUUCCUAAGAAGGACAUGCUGGAGAUACUCUGGAAGGUCAUCAAUGACACUUGGCAUAACUACAAGAAGAUACUGGCUGUGUCCAUGGUCGGAGUGCAUCUUUGCAGCUUGUUCAUGGAGGAGGAGCAACGUCAGAAGUUCCUGUCCCUGAUCACUGACACAGAGUGGGGCAUCAAACUGGGCAAGCUGGGGAUCUCCUUCCAGCCCGUGUUCAGGCAGUGCUCUGACAUGAAGAAGAACUUGGUCCCCACACUGGUGAAGAACAGGAACAUGACACCUGAGCUUCUCCUCCAGUACUGCAGCACAUUUGACUUGGAGAGUGACUCUGCCCUCAACUUGUACAUCACAACUUUGCUGCUGGAUGAGGAGCUGGAGGAGAAGCUGGAAGAGAGUCUGAGUGUCUCAGAAGCCUCCCAGGAGGGACAGGGGGGCAGGCUGGACCAUGCUGACACCCUUGAGCGUGCCUUGACGAUCAUCCCUCUGCUACAGAGCACCAGCGAGCUGGUCGUCAGCCUUAAUGCAGCCGUGCUCAAGCUUAGUCCAUACAACUAUGAAAGAAUCCAGGGAGUUCUCAGGAUCAUACAGACAGCUGGAGAAACCAUGCCCAGCUUCCCUCUCGAUCAGGCGGUGGGGCUGCUCCAGCACUUAAGCUCCUACAAACGUAUCUCCCCCCCUACCGAGCUGGAGAGCAGCUACCUGCUGGAGCACAGCCUGGAGCCCACACCUCUGGCCCAUUCUCGCCUGCCCUUCCAUCUCCUCUUCCAAACCGGCCGCUGCUUCUGGAAGAUCAUCACACCAGAGCUCAGUGAAGAGACUUUCCCCACACUGCUGCUCAUAACGAAACUGAUGAAGGUAAAUGUGGAUAAGCUGUACAUGGCAGCCGUGAACCACAUGUUUGAAAAGAAACUGAAGCCACAGCUGCUUGAACAGGCCAAGAAAAGCCCCUCUUUAGCUGCAGGCAAGGAGACGGCCAGGACGGCCCGGACCAUCAUGGACUACAUCCUGUGCAUCAGGAACCCCGAGUGGGCGGCGGCCACCAUACACAGGGUCUCCCAGGACCUACCGCCAGGCAUUGAGAAGACAAAGUCCCUGAAGUUUUGCCUGGCCCUUGGGAAGAAAUGGCUGCAGGUCCCGGAUCUGGAGGAGGAUACCAGGGUGAGGGGGGAGACCUUCAUGGACAAACUGAAACUGCAGUACCAGCGAUCAGCCACGGAGGCAGUGCUAAUGUCCGCCGAGAUGCGCUCCCCUGAGCUCCUAAAGCUGACCAGCAUGCCGGUGCGCCUCCUGGAGGCAUUGUGGGAGCACGCCAGCGUGGAGCAGCGCAUGCAGAACCCAACCACUGAGGCCUGCCCGGAUCUUCAUGGAAUUGCCAAGGAGAUUGCAGAGAUUAACAAUGUGGACUUAUCAAAGAUCCGGGACAUGCUGCUUGAGAAGUGGCUGUGCAACACGGAGCCAUCCAUUGAAGAAGUAAGCUCUCAGGACUCUGUGACCAAUAUUGAAGAAGACCCAGACCUCAUGAGGGUGGUGUACCUGCUGCAGAUGUACCCUAUGGACUUCAGCGCUCGUUUGUUGAGCAGCAUCCUCAAUGCAGAGACAUGGCCCUUGAGCAAAUCUGGUCGGCGCCUGAAUUUCUGUCACCGGGCCCGAGCUCUGUUGUGCCUCAUCCAUGUUGCUGAUCCCUCCAUGUUGGAGACCCUGCUCCACAUCCCCAGGAACAAAGUCCAGUACCACCUGAAGUGCUACAUUUACCUGUCACAGCUGGAGGCACUGAACAUUCCGUACACCGUGGAGUCAUUCCUCAACAGUCCGAAGGAGGGGCUGAUCAAGGGCCUAUGGAAGAACCACAGCCAUGAGCCCCAGGCGGUGCGACUGGUGGCCGACCUUUGCUUGGAGUACCAGGUGUUUGACCCCCAGCUCUGGAACGGGGUGUUGCAGAAACUGCUCAGCUUCAAUACUAUCAGCUACUUGCAGAAAGUUCUGGAGGCUUUAGGAGCAGUUCCCUCACUCUUGGAGGUGUCAAACUUCUCAAGAACGUGGAGGAGUGUUAUUUUGUCUCCGUUUAUGACAGCUUCCCUCCCUCUUAGCCCUCAGAAUGUUACAACCCUCUACAAGACAUUUGUUCUCCUUCUGAAAUGCCCAUUCCUGUUGAACAUGGACCUGAUUGGCCUCGCCAAGCGCUUCGCCCAAGUCAACCUGCCUGCCUUUUCCCUGGGCUCCCUGUUGUUGAUCCCCUGUGCUGCUAAAAGAGAGCAGCAGAUUCAGUGCUUCCUAUCCUCCUGUAACCUGGUCACUGUCCUGGAGCAGGUGGAAGAGCACAUGAGUACAGGAGAGUUGGCCGGAAUCCCCUUAAAGAUCAAAGAGACCGUGCUGAAGUUCAUUUACCAGAAUGGACUUCAUGAGAAGCUGGUGAAUACCAAGCUGUUCCCUCUCCUCAAGGAGCAUAUAGUGUCUUGCGGCCAUUACAGCCAAGUGCGCGAUCUGGUGGACUGUCUCAUCAGCAGGAAAUGUGAAGUAGAUGCUGCCUGUCUGGCCCGGGAGUACCUGAUGUACAGGGAGAAGGAGGGGGUCAAGCACCUACCAUCAGAGUCUGCUGCACAGGAAGUCCUAAAGGCAUUUCUCGACAAAGAAAAUGAGUGAUCAGAAAUGCAAUGUUAGGACAAGGCACUUGCUGUUUUACUUCAUUUUUUGUGUUUUCAGUUUCUUUUGCAUGCUAUUCAUGUUCAAAGCUGUAAAUAAACUUAUAUGCCCUUGACCUGUAUCA